AUGUAUGGUGGUGGCUUACGUUUUUUUAGAAUACGGGGUUACAAAUUUGAUUCUCUAGGAGAAAGUCAAAGUUUGAGUGCAGAUGUUAUUGAAGAGUUAGAUAAGAUAAGUAUGGUUUCUUUAAAAACCAUAAAAAUUCCUGAUUAUAUAAGAAUAAAAUUAUAUAAUUUAUCAAAACAAUUUAUAAAAAAGAAAGAUUUAGAGAAAUUGGGACGUUAUAUGUCUAAAAAAAUAACUAGUAGAAAUUGUGUUGAGUUACCAAAAGUAUUACCAUCAAAAUUAUUAUGUUAUAAUGAAGAAGAAAGAAAUAAUAUCGAAAGAAUGUUAGAUAAGAAAUCAUAUAAAUUUUUAAAAACAUUUAUUACAGAAUAUAAAAAAAAAGUAAAAGAUAUAGAUCAAGUAUCUAUAAGUUAUUCUGAAGAUAUAAGACAUAAAAUAAAUAUAUCCUUUUUCCCUGAGGUAUCUAUAGCUUAUACAUUACAUACAUUUAAUGGUAAGUAUGCAGUAUUAUAUAGAAUUCUUAAAGAAAUUAAAUUACGUAUACCAAAUUUUUUACCUUUACAUAUUUUACAUGUUUCUGAAAUACCGGCAAUUGGUAUUAUAGCGUAUACUGAAAUUUUUGAACAUCCAUAUAAACAUAUUCUUUCUAUACAAGCUUCUGAACAUUUAUUAUCUAUAUCUAAAUAUUUAACAGAUCACAUACCAAAUAUACAACAUCAAAUAAAUUUAUAUGAACAUACACAAUCUUCAUAUGACUUGAUAAUUUUAUCUCAUAUGCUUCUUUCAUUAUAUGAUCAUAAUUCAAGAAAUAUUUUUAUUAAAAACUUAUGGAAUAAACUAUCCAAAGGUGGUAUUAUAAUUAUUGUAGAAAAUGGUACACCCACAGGCUUUCGUAUGUUACAUGCUAUAAGAGAAAUGUUUAUAUGUGAUUUAAAAUAUGAUAAAUUUCAUAUUGUCGCACCAUGUCCACAUGAAAGUAUAUGCCCUUUGGCUCUCACAGGAAAAGACUGGUGUCAUUUUUCACAAAGAGUACAUAGGUUAUCUCAUCAUAUUUAUUGUAAAGGUAGUCGAGCUAAAAAUGUAGAAGAAGAAAAAUAUUCUUAUCUUGUUAUACGAAAAGAACAAGGACCACGUACCAAAUAUAUUAAUGAACAACAAACUUUAACACUUCAAGAAAAAUCCUUUUUCUGGCCCAGAGUUGUUAUGCCUACUAUAAAAGCAGCAAAACAUGUACUCAUAGAUGUAUGCUCUUAUCCCCAUAAUUUUCAAAGGCUUGUUGUUACAAAAAGUUCCCCCCUAAUAACAAACCUCAAAACAAAAACGGGCCACAUAUUAAAAGGAUAUGGAUAUAAAAAUGCAAGAAAAUUAUUAUGGGGAGACCUAUGGAGAUUUACUAAAAGAGUAACACGACCCGACGCACGCUUAUAUACUCCAGAACAAACAAAGCAGCACUUAUAUCGUUUAUAUAAAAAAAUGAACAAAAAAAAAAAUUCUCAUUCUUUAGUAGACAACAAGACUAAGGAAUAUUUCGAUUCACGUUCCAUACAGUAUUA
Messenger RNA from Plasmodium reichenowi, 1553 nucleotides. Its product is annotated as mitochondrial ribosomal protein S22 precursor, putative. Gene Ontology annotation, biological process: translation. Gene Ontology annotation, cellular component: mitochondrial small ribosomal subunit. The record is from RefSeq and is a predicted model, not a curated record. The transcript has a single exon. The annotation marks the transcript as partial. Gene Ontology annotation, molecular function: structural constituent of ribosome; methyltransferase activity. NCBI's taxonomy places the organism in Eukaryota, Apicomplexa, Aconoidasida, Haemosporida, Plasmodiidae.